This is a messenger RNA of Morus notabilis, 2001 nucleotides long. RefSeq lists its product as uncharacterized. Lineage: Eukaryota; Viridiplantae; Streptophyta; Magnoliopsida; Rosales; Moraceae. The record is from RefSeq and is a predicted model, not a curated record. The coding region runs from base 209 to 1648 and encodes 479 amino acids. The transcript has 6 exons.
ACACCGUAGAAACUCUCUCCCCCUCUCUUUCCUUCUCUCUCUCUCCUCUCUGUCACCCAAACUAAAGUCGAAAGCUUUCUCUCGCCUUCCAAAUCUGGCCAGAGCUCGACGCGCUUCCGACUUUCUGUCACCGCCGGCGGUGCUUAUCAUGCUCCAGCCAUAGUCUUCUCUAGCUUGGCCCCACCAAAGAUUCACCCCAAAUCCCAGGAUGGGCCCUGAGUUAGAUGUGAAGCCAAAGUCAGAAGCUUCAAUGAAAGCUUCGGUUCAGAAGGAGAACACAAGUCUCCAUCAGGAUCCAAGAGAUGAGUUCUUGCCUUGUGUGAGUAAUUACAAGGACGAGACCUUUGAUGUGGAAGCAUCACUGGUGGUUAAACAGACCACCCCACCUGAUAUGACUGAGAAUGAGGAGCUAAACAUAACUGACACUACUCAUUCGCCAAAUAUUGAUGUGGUUCAAACUGAUUACAUAGAUGAAAUUGAGAAUUCAAGCUCUUUCGGCGAUACAGUAUCUGGGGCAGAGGAGGAUUCCGUGUUAAAUGGCGAUGAAGCUCAGUCACGGUUGCAUGGUGACCAUGCUUCGGUGUCAACGUACGACGCAUAUUUCGGUGAGUUUCGAAUGAGGAAGAAGAAGUUGACGGCUCAUUGGAGAAAGUUUGUACGUCCGCUUAUGUGGCGGUGUAAAUGGAUGGAGCUUCAAAUUAAGGAGCUUCAGUCCCAAGCGAUGAAAUAUGAUAAAGAACUUGCAGAAUUUAGUGAAAGAAAGGAGUUUGAGUUUGGAAGGUUCGCAUUAGAAGGUCUUGAUGCGAAAUCACUUCCAUUUUUGAGUCAAUCUGGAAGAAAUAAAGUCAUGAAGAGGAAGAAAAGGAAGAGAGUUGAAGAGGUAGUUGAUGUAGUGUCAUACAUGUCACAGCAUAACUUGUUCUCCUAUUAUGAAAAUAAUAAGUCUGUCCCUGACAUUGCUUCUGUGCAUGAUGAUUUUGGCAAUCUAGGUAAGACUACUUAUCCCAAUGAUGAAUUGGGGACAAAUGACGGAUUCUCUUUUGAGUUUCAAGAUGGCGAUAGUUCCUUUGAGGAUCUUUUCCAGAAGAUUGAAACGAUACAAUCACGGGUGCGAGAGUUGAUUUCCCGAGCGGAAAAGGUGGUUUCUGGAAACUUGGGAAAUACUUCUUCGAUUAAUAGGUCUAGCCGCGUUGCAACUCUAAAUGCACCAGUCAGCACUGCUCAAAAUCCUGCUGCUCCUGAAAGUGGUAAUGGAUUACAAGUUGAUUCUCUCUGUAUUGCAACUCAGCGCGCAUCAUCAGAGCGCAAUAUGGGCGACCUGCUUAUGCUUGAGAGUGCAGUUUCAAGUCAUGGAGAGGUGACCCCUCAUUCUGAAACGAUUGGAAGCACGGAUCAGCUUCAGGUUGGACACUUGCUUGCAAAUACCGAAGACGAAGUGCUGAUAGACAAUGAGCAUGCCAAGGAAGAGUUGCACGAUUUUGAGAAGUUGAGAGAUCAGCUCGUGGAGAAGCCUCAAGUAUCAGAAGAAAAGAAACAAGAAAAGCCUUCUCUUCUGGUUUCAGAAGCUGCUACGACCUCAAAAGCGGUUGUGGGAUCUAAUAUGAAGACAAGAUAUGGUGGCAAGCGAAAGCCUGCCUUAAGAAGAUGAAGUUGGAGAUCCUCAGAUUAGCUUUAAAAGGUAAUUGGGAAGAUUACUUUGGACUGAUAGUUUUGAGCACUAAAAGUGUCAGCGGCUAGCUCUGUUUAAUUCCAACAUUGUAUAUUCUAAACAUAUAUAUUUAAAUAUAUAUAUAUAUGUAUACACACAUAUAUUUUCUGCUGUAAAUUGUGUUUCUCUUUCUCUCUGUCUCUGAUGAUGUAAAAAGGAUUUCCACUGUACAUGCUGCUAAUGCUGCAAAACACACUGUAAUAUCCUAUUCGAAUGUCCUUUAAUUGAUUGGAUUUCUGCCCAUCGUUUACAAAAUAUACAAUCUUAUUCGGGAAUUUAUCCAGCUUCCAAGU